GUCGCAACUACAGCAAAAAAGUAAACAAAAAUCAAAAUUGCUUUUGGAGAAAUUGGGGGAGAGUUGAGGAUUUUGAUGAGGGAACAUUGAAGAACCUGCCAUCAUCGGCCACCAUUUCGGGUGGUGUCAGUGAUGAACACAGUUUCAUUGACAGAGUGUUCCAUUUGUAAUAAGACUUUCAACCGCCCAUUAGCUCUGUCACAGCAUCUUAACUGCCAUGGGGUAGAAUGGAAGAUUUAUUGGAAUGUGUAUCUCCAUCACGUCAGUGGGCUAACCUGCAAUCUAUGCAGUUCCACUUAUGAAGAUGUAAGCAGCUUGGAGAGCCAUCUCAAGAUGACUCACUGUAUCAGAUUUAGAGCACGGACAUUGACUGAACCGCCUACCACGAACCACCCUAGCCAGGGCAGCAGCGCUGGCCCAGCUUCGCCACAAGUGAGGGCUGUGAAUACGACUACUGAUCGCAGUGUAACGGUAGGCCGUCUGCAAUCGGGCAGUCAGGAUGCUCAGGAACCUGAUGUCAGUAUCAUUGAGGAAGUUCAAGUUGUGAGUACUUGGGAUGAGAGUCCGAGUACCGUUAUUUCGGGAAAGUCGACUGGGGCGGUCGUUUCACCUGCAGUGACACUCAGGCGCACAACUCGGCAUGGGAGCGCGCCGACCCCGGCGCUGGCCCGCACUGACCACGGCGAAUCGUCGGGCCAGCCGGCGCUGGACAUUAUCGAGGUGAUUGACAUCGAGCCGCGGCCAGCGGGAUUAUCCCGGCGUUCUGCGGUGCCGUCCGUCUCGCCAGAGGAGCAGCGCUCGUCGCCCGGCCCUGUCCGGCUCAGCGCGGCCCAGGCCGGCUCUCCGGUGGCUCGACCCGACCUGGAGGUGACCAGACGCCCUCUUCGACAGCAGUUGGCGAGUCUGGGGCGCCCUCAGAAGCCCACCGCAGUCGUCCUGCCGUAUGGCUCUGAGCGGGGACAGCUGCCUCACUCGGAAAGCAGCUCAGCAGCCGGUCUGUCUUCCUCCAGCGCUGACCGUAAGCUGCCAGCGCCAUGUGCCCCUGCUGUGGGACCCCUGAGCGUCCCGAGCCCACCACGGAGCACGGACAGCUCUGUGUGCGUGGACACCUCGGCCCAGCUGCCGUCCAACGAACCCAGCCUCGGCCAACCUCCCACCGCCCCUCCGAUCGCCCCACCGCCCCCUGACGCGCAGUCCUCGCUGACACCCUUCAACCCACCGGGUACAGCUGUGCCUAAGGCCAACACUGCCGCUUCCUGUCCUGUUCUGUCGGAGCUGCUGCGCCCUGCCAGACCGCCAGCUCCCUGCUCAGAGCCAUCCGUUGCGUCGCAGGUGCUGCCGCCGGAAAUGCCGCCACGGCCGACAGUCGGUGCUCCGAGCUCGCAGCGCGCGGAGCCGGCGGCGCCGUCCGUGUCACCCUGGCUGGAUCCAGUGUACCAGCCGGGCACUCUGACGCGGCUGGGCGUGCAGGCGGCGGUGCACCGGCUGCGCCAGGGCGGCGCGCAGCAGCCGGCGCCGGCGCGCGGCACCGAGUCGGUGCUGCGACUGCUGGCCGCCGCCGAGUCGGACCAGCUGGCAGCCGGGUCAGCCGCCGGUGUGCCGCCCCCCGGUGUGACCGCCGAGUCGACCCACCAGGAUAUGAGGCAGGCGGCGCCGGCCCAGUGGGGGUGUCAGCAGCCCGCCGGGAUCCCGCGCGCACCGCCUGACGCUGGCUCAGCUGACAGCCACGAUGAGAGACUUGACUCCAUCGGUGCUCAGAAGAGUGAAGGGUUUUAUGAAGAGGAGCCACUGCCUGCCACAUUCAAGAUAGAACCGACGACACCAAACAAAUCUACGCCGGCUCUCGAAGUGACGAAUUAUUGCGGCAUAUAUGACGAAGUAAAAGAAGAGCCGCUGCUGAGCCACCCUUCUGAGGGCAUGGAGGUCGAUCCGAGCAUGGAUCCCUUCUCCACCCACGGUCCACGCGAAGAUGACGACCCUGCCUUUGCCGCGGACGCAAGGCCGGCAGCCAUGAAGAUUGAAGUGAAGGAGGAGAUAACAGAGAGUGGCCUGUGGCUGGGCGGCGCCGAUACUCCCGUGACGCAGUUGUCUGAUGUGCCGAACGCUGACCCGCUGGCGGUGAGCGCUGACGUGUCGAUGGCUGUGGGCGCCGAACUGAGCGGGCCGUCCGCUGCUCUACGGGAGGACACGGACAGCCCUUUCGGUCUGCCGCCCGGGCCGCAGACUCAGCCGACUCCGAGACCCGCAGCGACGCGGGGCAAGCGGAGGCCGGGCCGGCCCCGUAUACACCCUCUGCCGGAGGCCGGCUCGCAGGUCGGACCGGCGACGGCGGUCGGCGCCGCUGGGGUCGCCGGCGACGACGGCCGGUCGUCGGCGGCGCGUCAGGACGCCGGCGGACGCCGCCGUAAACGGAGGAAAAACAAGUGGUGCGAGAAAAAGAAGAAGAAAGGCCCGCUCUACACCAAACCCCAAGGCACCGGAGACGGCGAGAUCGACCCCGGCAACAUGGUCGAAGUCCUCUUCUUGAACGACGAUGACGGCCAGGAGGACUAUGACGCCAUGGACGCCAUGGUUCUGAAGGUGGACAUGACGGAACGGCCGACUCGGUACUACGUCCACUUCCGGGACACGUCCUACCGUCACGACCGCUGGGUGACGCGCUCCGAUAUCUCGCGCGUGUACCGCUCCCAGCUACACACGGUAGAGCUGCCGCCGUCGGCCGCACCGGCGCCUUUGCCUGCGUCCGUGCCUGUCCCCUCUCCGGCACCCGCCCCGUCACCCGCUCCCUCUCCCGCUCUGUCGCCUGCCCCUUCACCGGCUGCUUCACCUGCUCCUUCGGCUCCUGCUUCGCCCGCCCCUGCAUCCGACCCUACACCCUCCCCCGAGCCUGCGGCUGCCGUCCCCGCUCCCUCCGGCCCAGCCGCUGCCGCUGCACCGGUGGCUAAAGCCGCCGUCAGAGCCGUUUCGCCAGAGCUCCCACCGCCGGCAGAACGACAGGCUCUGGCCACUGACCCCUGCUCCGACUCCGACUUUGAGCCACUCGCCAAGCUCCGGCGGGUGGCGCCCAGUUGGGCCGGCUCGUCUGCCCGCCGGGGUCGGGGCCGGGGUCGAGGUCGAGGGCGGGGUCGAGGCCGGGGCCGGGGCGGCGUCACGGACCAGCAGUCGAGACCUCCAGUGCGGCGCCUGGCCUUCAUACCGUCGGCCGACGUGGAAGACGAUGAUGUCCCAGAGACGGCGCUGGACCGGGGGCGGCUGGUGCAGGUCGUAUUCGAGACGACCGUCGAUGGCGCCCAGCUCAUCUGCCCGGCCAAGAUUGUGUGCGUGGACGACGCGCUCAGCUAUCGGCGCUACCUGGUGCGCUACCUGGGCUGGCAGCGCCGCUACCGCGAGUGGGUGACCGACUCUGUGCUGCGCUUUGCGCCGACGCCGCUGCAGCACAACGUCGGCGGACAAAUACUCAGGCGCAGUGUAGUCCCUCCACCUGGCUGUGCGGACUCGGCGGUGGCGGCCUACGCGAGUAUGAAGCCGUGCUCCGUCGACCUGGCCGCCGGCAACGUGUUCUUCCUGGCGGCGCUGCGGCCGCGCCCGCACCAUAUCAACGACCCCCGGAUCAGCGCCCUGGCGCGGGCUGUGCGGCCGCGUCGGGACGACCCUUUCGGCAGCCGAACGGCGCCCUGAGGGCAGCCGGGACCGGCCGGGCGUUUUGUACAAGAGCCCUAAAGGCUGGUGAAUCGGACUGAACCCGCUGUCCGAGCGGACUGAGAACAUGACGGAUCGGACUCGCUCGGAGAGGAUCUCGAACGGUGAGGCCGGUCUGCAGCCGGAGGGUGUCCCAGUGGGUGUAUCAGUCACUGGGUGCCUCAGCGGGUGUGUAUCACUGGGUGCCCCAGCGGAUAUGUCCGUGGGUGCCUCAGCGGAUAUGUCGGUCAUUGGCUCAGUGGGUGGCUCAGCAGCGGGUGGGCUGGUAGACGACAAAAGAAUUAGACCAGCGUGAUUCAAAUGCAGCCCAUCAUCAACGUUUGUUCUUGGAAAUGUGAACAGACAAUAACCAAGGACCACCCUCUGAAUCACAGCGCCAUUCAUUGCUACUGUAUGGUGCCGUGGCACAAAACUCAGGUACUGCCAUGAUCUGACCCUCAGCAUUACAGAAAUGCCAGGAAUCUUGCCGUUUUUAUGCAAAAUAUUUUUAGCUUCUUUCUACGGAAAAUUCCACUUGCAGCUUAGUGUCCCUGUUUGUGCUCAUUUUAUUCGGUCCUCCAGCGAAUAGACAAUCAAGGUAUGUGGUCUAGCCAUCACACUGUUUCGAAACUGCCGUUGAUAGGCAUUUGUUGCGUCGUAUGACAGCAGGUUGAGGAACGGCGUUCUAUCGCCUGCAGUGCUGUGCUGUUUCUAUUGUCCAGUUUCUAUCGCAGGUGUGCUUGGUGAACUGUACCGCAAUGUCGCAGCGCAAUGUUGCGACGGUUCCUGAGAUGCGGUUGUGUGUGUAUGGCGUAAACCUUUUACUUAAAAAGUAAAAGGUUUACUUCUGCCUACAGUGGCUGCGUAUUUUAAUUUGUAUAUUUGUAUAUUGAGCUUGUGCUUGCCCUGUGCUAAUGCCCACAGUGCUUUCCACGUCGUUUGCUACGAAGUUGUUUCGAAGGUUGGUCUUGCAUUUCCCGGACAGGGGAGUAGGAUGCUCAUGUGAUAUUUUCGUCUCAGAAUAUAGCGUUUUUCAA
Messenger RNA from Amphibalanus amphitrite, 4715 nucleotides. Its product is annotated as proline-rich protein 36-like. The transcript has 8 exons. Bases 133 to 3678 code for a protein of 1181 amino acids. NCBI's taxonomy places the organism in Eukaryota, Metazoa, Arthropoda, Thecostraca, Balanomorpha, Balanidae. The record is from RefSeq and is a predicted model, not a curated record.